CGUCCCUUUAGAUGUUUGAUGUGUGGGAAAACAUUUAUUAAACUACACAAUGUAAAGUAUCAUUUGUUGACACAUUCUGCUAAGUGUCCUUAUAAGUGCAAUACAUGUGGAAAAUCAUUCAGAUCCAAGGACCAUAUGAAGGUUCAUACAUUAGAUCACACAGGAGAGCGACCUCAUAAGUGUAGUAUAUGUGGAAAAUCCUUCAAAACUAGGAACCAUAUGAAAAUUCAUACAGUGGUUCACACGGAAGAGCGACCUCAUAAGUGUACUAUAUGUGGAAAAUCCUUCAAAACCAGGAGGAUUAUGAAGAUGCAUACAUUGAUUCACGCCGGAGAGCGACCUCAUAAGUGUGCUAUAUGUGGAAAAUCCUUUACAACCACUACUCAAAUAAGGAAUCAUAUGUUGGUUCACACUGGAGAGCGACCACAUAAGUGUACUAUAUGUGGAAAAUCAUUCACAACUAGGAACAAUAUGAAAAUUCAUACGUUGGUUCACACGGAAGAGCGACCUUAUAAGUGUACUAUAUGUGGAAAAUCCUUCAAAACUAGGAACCAUAUGAAAAUUCAUACAGUGAUUCACGCCAGAGAGCGACCUCAUAAGUGUGCUAUAUGUGGAAAAUCCUUUACAACCAUUACUCAAAUAAGGAAUCAUAUGUUGGUUCACACUGGAGAGCGACCACAUAAGUGUACUAUAUGUGGAAAAUCAUUCACAACUAGGAACAAUAUGAAAAUUCAUACGGUGGUUCACACGGAAGAGCGACCUUAUAAGUGUACUAUAUGUGGAAAAUCCUUCAAAACUAGGAACAAUAUGAAAACUCAUACAGUGGUUCACAUGGAAGAGCGACCUCAUAAGUGUAGUAUAUGUGGAAAAUCCUUAAAAACCAUGAGCGGUAUGAAGAUUCAUAUUGGAUCACACAGGAGAGCGACCUCAUAAAUGUGCUAUAUGUUGAAAAUCCUUUACAACCAUUAAUGUAAUAAGGAAUCAUAUGUUGGUUCACACAGGAGGGCAACCUCAUAAGUGUACUAUAUGUGGAAAACUCUUCUCAACUAAAACCGUAAUGAAGCGACAUUCAUUGAUUCACACUGGAGAGCGACCAUAAGCGUACUAUUUUGUGGAAAAUCCCUUAAAACCGAGGACAAUAUGAAGUCUCAUACAUUAAAAUGUCACGUCAAUUGUCAUUUUUGUUAUUUCUUAGUUUUAGUAUUAUCCUGUAUAUGACUUUAUGUCCUUUCAAAUGAUGUAAUGACAUGUAAUGAAUAGAUAAAUAAAAAAUAAAUAAACAAAACACACAGGAGAGCGACCCUAUAAGUGCACUAUAUAUUGAAAAUUGUUGCAAAUUAGAAGCAUUAUGAAGAAACAUACAUUAAUACCCUAUGGAUAGCGACCUUAAGUAUAAACUAUGUAGGAAAUCCUAUAAAAUUAACAAAAAUAUGAAGCAACAUACACCAGAGAGUGACCUCAGUGGAAAAUCCUUCUCUGCCUACUGGAAAAUAAAGAAACAUACAUUAUUAGUUCACACCAGAGAGAAACCUUAUAAGUGUUACUAUGUGCAGAAGGCACUUUGCAUGCCAAAGCUAUAUAAACAAACAUUCUUUGGUUCAUAUUAGAGUGAUCCAAAAGUGGAGUGCAUUCGGAAAAUUCUUCUAAACCAACAUCCCAUAUACGGAAAACCGUUGGGUGCAAUAUAUUUAAUUAAUCACGAAUCAUUGCUCAGCAUGGUGUUUUUCAAAAAUUGUUACAUGGAUCAUUGUAAAACAAGACAAUACCAUGCAUAUUAAUGUUGCAGAUCCUACUGACAGGAUUUUUUUCAAUUGGCACAAGACCACUUUCUUGAUUGUUUAAGUUUUAAAAAUGCUAAUUAAACUUAAAGAAUUUAUUAAAUUUAGUUGAUAAAAGGUGCAGGAAAAUCAUAGCAAUUGUAUGUUUUAACAGACUAAGAAUACAAAUUCCAUGUUGUUAUAAAGGAUGACUGAUAAUAAACCGGACGUUUUUAAAAUAAACAUAACUCAUUAAAUUUUGUGUCAAUUAUAACACUUAUGUUAGUAAACUUUUGCCAUUUAAGAAAACUAUUUACUAAACAUAGUAUGCUACACUUUUCAGAUAUCCUUUACUUUUUUUAGAAAAUAUCAAAUGUGGAGUCCAUUUUUAUUCAUGCUAAACUGUUCUAUUAGACGUCUAGGCAUUUUUACAGCCACCAAAAAUUGUUCCGCAACUUCCUGUUUAAUGGUGUCCUUUAAGAUCCAUUAGCGUUUUGGGUUCAUUAAGUGGAACACCUUGAUGAAAAAUUCAUACACACACAAAUCUCGUGACGUUGAGGCAACAGAAUACUAUCACGGAAACGUAAAAUAACCCUUCCUAGGAACCUAUUACACACUUCGGCUAUUGAAACUUGAGUGAGUAGUAUCAAUGGUCAAUGGUAGCAUGUACGGUGGAUCUUGUCUAUAAUAAACAAAUGUAUUUAUUGUAUGUAUUUUUUUAUCAAAUGUCUCACCUGUGGCCUAAAGAAGUACUUGAGCACAUUAACACUUACGUAUUUAAAGCCUGCCAAGGCUUUUCAAAAUGUAAAAUGUCAUAAUAGUUAUUUUUCAGCCAUACAGCUUCUUUUAGCCAAUUUCUCUAUAGGGAAGUAGCUAUUACCGUAGGUAGCACGGUAAGACCUAGACCCGGGACCGAUGUACUUUUAGUUUCUCCCCCUAUACAACUUUUUUGGGUUCAGGGUUCAGUGAAACCCAAAACGGAUAUAUUCUCUCAAACCUCAAUCUCGACAAUUUUGACUAAAACAAUACUUUUUCCAUAUAGUCUCCUAUGGUAUAGGGGCAGAAAGCAAAAAAAGUUCCUGCACUUUUGUGAUAGGCAUGGCAUUUCACACGUGUUCAUAAUAGGCAAACGUAAGGUGUUUACUGUCCAAUACUAUAUGGCUAAUAAAACGGCAUAAUAUGUACAGAAUUGAAUGACACACCUCCUUAGUGACAAUAACUAUCACACGCAGAGUAUUCGCUUAAAAAACAUCCAAUUUGUCAGUCACCCUAUACAAGGCUUGGUUGUAUCUAGGAUCUAGGAGGACUGUUUAUUUAUUUUGAUAAAUUGAAAUUACAUAGUUUUUUACAUACAUAUGACAACUGACAACUUAAAUACAAGGGUUCGUUUGUAAUCACAACCCAAAUAGUUACAACUAUCAUGAGACACUUUUUAACAACAAAACCUGGUCAUGUGGGUCUUCUUAACUUCAUUGCUGAUCAUCUAAUACGCAUCGUUCACUUUAUCUAUAAGGUUUAGUGUUAUUGAUCAUUUAUUGUAAACUAGCAGUUACGACACACUUUAUUAGUUUCCUUGUAGCAGCCUACCUAGGUACUCGUUAAUGUUAUUUGAAUAGAAAAUCAAUUCAGCCAAAUUGAAAUUCACUUAGACGGCUGUUUUACUGUGGUGGGGGUAUUAUAGAUACAGAUAAGAUGUACAGUAGGCCUAUUAUAGUUUUUUUUCACAUACUCAAGAAAACACCCAGUUGAGACUUAUUCACAAUGAAUUCCCAACAACACUAAAAUUCAUAGAUAACCAUGCAACAAUGCGUAUCAGAAGAUGGGCAAUAAAAUAUAUAGAAACAGGUAUACCAAAAUGUGAGUUUUUUUAGUCGUUAAACAGUGUCUUAUGGUCCUUGUAAUUUGGGUUGUGUUUAAAGGAAAACGCCCUGCAUGUAAAUGACCUGACCUGUCAGGGGUUCAGGGUACUUUCCACAGCUAUUUUCUUAUUAUUGUGUAUUGCCUUGAUCCAGAAAACCCAUUAAUGUUAAAAUGUAGCCUAGUCACUUUUUCUAUUUUAUUUACAUUUUCAUAAAUAUUUUAUUUUAUCGUGCUAAUUUGUCCCUACUCUUAGUACCAAGACUGGCUUUUACAGAAUUUCAGUAAAACUCUUUAUCUGUACAGGUUAUAAAAACGUAUGUAGUGUUGAUUUAUCAAAUGUCUGUACUGUACUAUAUUUCCAAUGAAAACUAGGGGCUUGUUCCCUUGUAGGGAUAUAAGUCCCUAAAAAGCUCAAAUUUAAUACAAAUUAUUGUAAUAUAAACUCAUAAUCAAAUUAUAUCUAACUAGCUGUAACCCACGGGCUUUGCCCCGUUUAACUUCUUAAUUUUCAAGAUUAUCUCGUUCGCAUGGCUCAAUCACGUCCUUGUUGAAGUUUGUUCGCUACGCUCACUCACCUUUAGGUUGGAGCUCGUUCGCUACGCUCACUCACCUUUAGGUUGGAGCUCGUUCGCUGCGCUCACUUGCCUU
Macrosteles quadrilineatus (aster leafhopper) is the source of this 4265-nucleotide messenger RNA. Its product is annotated as gastrula zinc finger protein xLCGF3.1-like. Lineage: Eukaryota; Metazoa; Arthropoda; Insecta; Hemiptera; Cicadellidae. Bases 19 to 933 code for a protein of 304 amino acids. The transcript has a single exon. Gene Ontology annotation, biological process: regulation of transcription by RNA polymerase II. Gene Ontology annotation, molecular function: RNA polymerase II cis-regulatory region sequence-specific DNA binding; DNA-binding transcription factor activity. The record is from RefSeq and is a predicted model, not a curated record.